Molecule: messenger RNA, 198 nt
Organism: Gongylonema pulchrum
Lineage: Eukaryota; Metazoa; Nematoda; Chromadorea; Rhabditida; Gongylonematidae
Source: the annotation of a GenBank genome assembly
UUGCAGCUUGGUGAAGCCGGUGCAUUGGUAUACAUAACAGGAAGGCAGGCACAUCUUUCGUUACAGUCGGAUCAGAGCGAUUUGCCAACACUCCAGAAAACAGCGGAUGAGAUCACAGAACGUGGCGGCAAAGGUUACAGUUUGUUUCUCAGUUUGUGGUGCUUGUGGCCUUUAAGCGUGCAGUACAACAAACUUUGA